ACGCGCCCUCGUCUCACUCUGAACCGCCUCUCUGGAUGUUCACAAAGAUUUCAGCGGAUAACGGGACAGGUGAUUAGUUUUUUACUGUAUGAAGCCGUUUUGGAUGUUCAUUUUUUAUUUUCUUGGAAUUCUGUUGCCUUUGUGAAAUUACUUUCAAGACCCAUGGAAGUUUGAUCAAAGGUGAUAAAAUGGAUCUGAUGAGAAAAUGUGGCUGCGUGUUGGUUUUAUUCAGCGUCUCCGCGUGCGCGUCAAAGCUUCUGGGCGACAUUUACGAGCCCAGAGGCCAACAGAUAUGCAAGCGUGGCACUGAGAAGCCCUGCUAUAAAAUCGCCUACUUUCAGGACAGCCGACGUAAACUCAACUUUGAAGAUGCGAGUCGAGCCUGCAGGAGUGAUGGUGGAGACCUUCUCAGUAUUGAGUCUAAGACUGAGCAAAGACUGAUUGAAAAUUUCAUCGAUGAACUGAAAGCAGAGGAUGGAGACUUUUGGAUCGGGCUUCGUAGGGAUCAAGAGUAUGAGGAGUUAAACGGAGACUGCCCAUCUCAAUACUACUGGCUGGAUGGAAGCCAAGAAACUUUCAGGAACUGGCACUGGGAUGAGCCUUCUUGUGGGUUUGAGGUGUGUGUAGUGAUGUAUCAUCAGCCCUCUGCUCCUCCGGGUCAGGGUGGUCCUUACAUGUUCCAGUGGAAUGACGACAAUUGCGAAACCAAAAACAACUUUAUCUGCAAGUACACCAAAGAUAAACCUCCAGCACCAAUCCCUGCAGAAAAUGAAACAUUUAAAGAUGCUCUUCCGACACCCAGAAUACCCAGAGACCCCUCUGUCACAGAGAAGGAUGAUGGCAUGAGGGUGGUCGUAUCUGAACCUCCAGACAAUGCUCUCAAUAUCACUUACAUUGUGCUGCCAACCAUACCACUUCUACUGCUGCUGAUUGUGACAAUGGGAGUUUUCUGCUUUAAGCUGUUCACAAAGAGGAAGAAAGAACAGACUGAGACCCCUCCGAAGGAUCCAGGAUACUGGGCCGCUGGAGAAAGAUGCAACAGCCCGAGCCCUGACGUCUAUAACGUCAUCCGAAGGCAGCAUGAAUCAGACCUGGCCGGCACACGGCCUGACAUCAAGAACACUUCCUUCCUGGGUUCUUCUCCAGACACUCCACCUGGAGAUUAUGACAACCUGGCAGGCAGGGACACUGAAAGUGGUUUUGUGACACUGGCCAGCACUGAGAGCGGCUUUGUGACCAACGAUAUGUAUGACACCCUCCAAGGCCGUGGAAGCGGGAGAUACUACAGAGACCAGGGAUGGAUGGAUGAGUUAUAUGGCUACUGAUAUGAAAGAUGAACAUUAGCAUUUAACUCUGUAUUCUCUUGUUAAGUAUGAUAAUAGCUGUUAAUGUCUUGCCCACGUCUUUCCUUGGUGGCAGAUAUCCAGUAUUAUCUAUAUUCAAGUAUUUUAACGUAAGAAUGAGUGUGGUCAUUUGUAACUUGAAUGUGCAAGGCUUCCGUUGUCAUUCGCGUUCUGUAAUUUUACCUGUACAAAAACCUGUUUUUUACCUGUAUUUUAAGGUUCAAUUCAAGUUGCAAACAGCUUUACAGCUGUUCAAACAGCUUUACAGAAAGUGCUUGUUUCAGUGUUACUAUUUAGGAAGGUUAUCAACCAGAGAUGAGUGAAUCAAUAUGGCAGUAUAUACAGUUAUAAUAUAGUAGCCUAUGUGGUUCGUUAACGUCGUGUAUCCUAUUCAGUUAAGCAAUUAGCCUAAAACUUGUGCUCGUAAUGAUUACAAUAUAAUGAUAAUAAUACGAUGUACGGAUAAUGUUUUAUAGUUAUCAUAAUCAUAAACACACUGGUUUGUAGCUCAAACAGUUUAACCGUUUACUGCACUUUAUUUAUCUAGUUAACCGGAAGUCUCGCACAUUUAAAGAAAAUAGCCUACUUCCGCGUUGCAAAAAAAGUGGAUAGGUAAUCAAAUCAAGUUUGCGCUAGAGCUCAAAAGGAGCCUGGAUGUGUGUGGACUCACUGGACUGUGUGUCAGUAUCAUGUUUUAAAUUUCCAAAACGUAUUAAAUGAAUGAGAGAAACGAAUUCCCGGAAUUCUGCAGAUUUAGUCUACCAUCAAUUUACUCUCUACCAGAGUUUCAGUGCAACAUCUGAAGUUUAUGGGUCAUGAUUAUCAGACGUAGUUUACCUUUUUCUCUUGUUUAUUCAUAUUAUUUAGUUUAUAUAGUUUUCAUAAGCUCCUAUGACAUGCGUAAAUAACAGUAACGCUUACCAGCUUUAAAUGCAUCUUUAAAGCCAAACUCUGAAGGAUGAACACUAAGCUGGUACAAACAAGCUGCUCGACAAGUCAGACAGAGAUGGCUUGGAUAUGCAAUAGCUUGUUUGCUCGCACUGAUUGAUUUGCAUGACCAUGUUACGCUGCUUUUACUGGAUGUGCUGUAUCGGGCUCAGUAAUUAAUUACACUGUGACAAAUCUCUUGCAGACUGUCUUUUCCUGUGAAAUAAUGAAUGAUCAAACAGCCUUCAAGUUUCUUAUAUGCAAAUAUUGGAAUGUGUAUGUAAUGAUGUUAAUGAAGCCUUAAUAAACAAAAACUGAAUGAAAUUGAA
Messenger RNA from Ctenopharyngodon idella (grass carp), 2599 nucleotides. RefSeq names its product layilin a (gene layna). Gene Ontology annotation, molecular function: hyaluronic acid binding. The transcript is spliced from 8 exons. The coding region runs from base 189 to 1325 and encodes 378 amino acids. The record is from RefSeq and is a predicted model, not a curated record. Lineage: Eukaryota; Metazoa; Chordata; Actinopteri; Cypriniformes; Xenocyprididae.